AUGGCUCUCCUUCCCCCAAGCUCUCUGCCGAAGCUGCGAGCCCACAUCUACCGCCUGAAUCAGCAGAUCAGUAAGAACACCGAGAAGAUGGACGACGCCGAACGGUCUGCGUCUUGUUCCGCAGCAUGGGAAUAUACCCGCGAAGCGAUCACCAUCGCCAACAGAGUCAACCGCCUCAUUAUCACCGAGCUCCAGAGAGCCAUGUGGCAGAUCACCGAGUCAUGGCUGGGCUGUAGGUUUUGGAACGUCAUAUUAUAG
Molecule: messenger RNA, 258 nt
Organism: Cutaneotrichosporon cavernicola
Lineage: Eukaryota; Fungi; Basidiomycota; Tremellomycetes; Trichosporonales; Trichosporonaceae
Exons: 3
Coding region: 1-258 (85 amino acids)
Source: RefSeq, a predicted model, not a curated record